Drosophila kikkawai is the source of this 1252-nucleotide messenger RNA. Its product is annotated as protein Rae1-like. The record is from RefSeq and is a predicted model, not a curated record. Gene Ontology annotation, molecular function: ubiquitin binding; RNA binding. Gene Ontology annotation, biological process: transcription-dependent tethering of RNA polymerase II gene DNA at nuclear periphery; RNA export from nucleus. NCBI's taxonomy places the organism in Eukaryota, Metazoa, Arthropoda, Insecta, Diptera, Drosophilidae. Gene Ontology annotation, cellular component: nuclear pore.
CAAAGUUCGUGAAAGUUAGAUAAAACAUUUUUGUAAAUUUCUACCUUUCUCACCUGCUAAAACCAUGUCACAGGAUAUUGAGGUAUGCGAGCCGCCCACCGAUUCCAUAUCGGCGCUGGAGUUUGGGCCGUUCAAAAGCGGCUGGAGCAGCAGGCUGGCCGCCGCCAGUUGGGAUAACUCGGUAAGGGUAUGGGAAGUGCAGACAGAGACGGGUGGCGCUGCUCCGCGAUGCCUGCACAUGAUGGACUCAACUGUCCUUGAUGCGGUCUGGAGCUCGGAGGGCAGCCAGCUGUACAUGGGCGAUGUCACCGGCAAAGUGCAAGCUUUGGAUGUGGCCACCAAUACCUUGACCAAGAUCGGCAACCAUCAGGCGGGCGUGCAGUGCUGCAACCUGAUGCUUUCGCAGGUCCUGAUGACCGCCUCCUGGGAUAAGACCGCUAAGUUUUGGGAUCCGCGCUGCGAUUCGUCCAUCGCCGAAGUGAAUCUUCCGGGUAGGGCAUAUGCCUCCGAUGCUCUGAACACAGUGGCCGUGGUGGCCUGUUCCGACAAGAAACUGCUGACCAUUUUCAUCGAGGGAGGCCACAAGGAGGUGCGGCAAUGGGACUGUCCAUCCAUUGGGGCCACCAAUAGCCAGGUGCGAGCCGUGGCCAUAACCAAAGGCUCAACAGCUCAGCAGCCAGUUGGCUGGUUUCUGGCCAAGACCGAUGGCCGGGUGAUUAUGCAGCCAGUGCAGCCCCAUGUCCACGACACGUGGUCCUUCGAGUGUCAUCGCAAGAAGCACACUACCGGUAGUCACUACGAUCUCUAUGCGGUAAAUGACAUUAAAAUGAACCACGAACAGAAGACCCUGGCCACGGUGGGCUCCGAUGGCAGCUAUGAGUUCUGGGACUGUACAAAGCGCUCACGAAUGAUGCAGAGCAGCAGCCAGGAUUCGGAGUCCAUUACCAAGUGCUCGCUCAGCGGCGAUGGCCGAGUGUUUGCCUAUGCCGUGGGCUACGACUGGUCCAAGGGACACGAGUACUAUGAUCCCGCCAAGAAGCCAAAGAUAUAUAUGCGAUCGGUGGUGGAGGAUAUGAAGUCCAAGUCUUGAGUUUAAGGUUUUUAAUAGAAGUUCUAGAACGUUUUAAUUUAGUUUAAAUAUAACAUCUUCUUUAUCAUUUUUGACUGUAAAUGCCUUUUCACACUCUGAAUUGAUUUUUUAAUUUAAAUUCUAAAUAUUUUCCUUAACAGCCUUUUAAGUUAACGCUUCUCC